Messenger RNA from Charadrius vociferus (killdeer), 1749 nucleotides. RefSeq names its product beta-carotene oxygenase 2 (gene BCO2). The transcript is spliced from 12 exons. Lineage: Eukaryota; Metazoa; Chordata; Aves; Charadriiformes; Charadriidae. The coding region runs from base 1 to 1749 and encodes 582 amino acids. Gene Ontology annotation, cellular component: mitochondrion. Gene Ontology annotation, biological process: retinal metabolic process; carotene catabolic process. The record is from RefSeq and is a predicted model, not a curated record. Gene Ontology annotation, molecular function: carotenoid dioxygenase activity; beta-carotene 15,15'-dioxygenase activity.
AUGCCUUCUUCCGAGCGGAAUAUGUUUUCCGAAAUCCUUUUGUCUGCCAUCAGCCUCCUGCUUGCUAAUUUGCGGUAUUUCCUCUGCUUGUUGAUGCAAUUCAUUCCAGGCUUAAAGAAUUUCCUGCCCAGCCCAUCAAAAGAGCAAAUCACCUUCCACGGCCCCAGGGGUUUGCAAUGCAUCUCGCCCUUAGUGCAGACUGUAGAGGAGACUCCUCAGCCCAUCUCAGCAAAGAUCAAAGGACAUAUUCCCAAAUGGAUUAAUGGCAAUCUUCUGAGGAAUGGUCCUGGGAAGUUUGAGUUUGGCGAGGAGAAAUUUAACCAUUGGUUUGAUGGCAUGGCCCUGUUGCAUCAAUUCCAGUUGGAGAAUGGCACGGUGACAUACCGGAGCAAGUUUCUGCAAAGCAGUUCCUACCUGACUAACAGCCAGCACAACCGCAUCGUGGUCUCAGAAUUUGGGACGCUGGCAAUGCCAGACCCAUGCAAGAGUGUCUUUGGGCGCUUCAUGUCACGCUUUGAGAUGCCACAACCAAGUGACAAUGCCAGCGUGAACUACGUUGUGUAUAAAGGAGACUAUUAUGUCAGCAAUGAGAACAUCUUCAUGUACAAAGUGGACCCGGAAACGCUUGAAACGAAGGAAAAGGUAGACUGGAGCAAAUUUGUUGCAGUGAAUGGGGCCACUGCUCAUCCUCAUUAUGAGUCUGAUGGGACAACGUACAACAUGGGCAAUUCCUAUGGGAAACACGGGUCUAGGUACAAUAUCAUUCAGGUACCUCCACAAAAGUCAAACUGUAGUGACACAUUAGAGGGAGCGAAAGUGCUGUGCUCCAUUGCUCCACUGGAUAAGAUGAAACCCUCCUACUAUCACAGCUUUGGAAUGAGUGAAAACUACAUCAUUUUCAUUGAGCAACCCAUCAAGCUGAAUCUUUUGCAGAUUAUCACUUCCAAACUCCGUGGAAAAGCCAUUUCUGAAGGGAUAAGCUGGGAGCCUCAGUACAAUACUUGCUUCCAUGUGGUGAAUAAGCACACCGGGGAGGUGCUGCCAGGGCAAUGGUACAGUAAGCCCUUUGCUACUUUCCACCAAAUCAAUGCCUUUGAAGAUCAUGGCUGUGUGGUCCUUGAUCUGUGCUGCCAGGACGAUGGAACAACUCUGGCUACUUACAAACUUCAGAAUCUGCGGAGGAGUGGGGAAGGUCUAGAUCAGGUUUAUGACUCAAUAUCCCGAGCUUUCCCUCGUCGCUUUGUUCUCCCACUGAAUGUGAAUUCAGACACGCCUGUGGGGAAGAAUCUGAAUCCACUGUCUUAUACAUUGGCAAGGGCUGUGAAAGAUGCAGAUGGCAAGGUCUGGUGCACACAUGAAAAUCUCCACCCUGAGGGCUUCGAAAAGGUUGGGGGCUUGGAGUUCCCCCAGAUCAACUACUCUCGGUACAAUGGUAGGAGGUACCGUUACUUCUAUGGAUGUGGUUUUCGGCAUUUGGUUGGAGAUUCCUUGAUCAAGGUUGACGUGGAGACCAAGAAUUUCAAGAUUUGGCAGGAGGAUGGAUCCUACCCAUCAGAGCCCGUGUUUGUGCCAGUGCCUAAUGCCACGGCUGAAGACAGUGGAGUCAUCUUGUCUGUUGUGGUCUCCCCCACUGAGAACCGAAGUGCUUUCCUGCUUGUCUUGGAUGCAGAGACCUUCAGAGAAUUGGGGCGAGCAGAAGUCGCAGUGCAAAUGCCUUAUGGAUUCCACGGCAUCUUUACUUCCCACUGA